Messenger RNA from Homarus americanus (American lobster), 5917 nucleotides. It is a transcript of the gene Sap30, whose product is annotated as histone deacetylase complex subunit SAP30 homolog. NCBI's taxonomy places the organism in Eukaryota, Metazoa, Arthropoda, Malacostraca, Decapoda, Nephropidae. Gene Ontology annotation, biological process: regulation of DNA-templated transcription. Gene Ontology annotation, cellular component: histone deacetylase complex. The record is from RefSeq and is a predicted model, not a curated record. Gene Ontology annotation, molecular function: protein binding; transcription coregulator activity. The transcript is spliced from 6 exons. Bases 573 to 1133 code for a protein of 186 amino acids.
AGGGAAAGCGGAGGAGGCAGGUUGUGUCAGACUUGUUCCCUGGUGCUGAGUGUCCUGCUGUGUCCUGUGUCCUGCUGUGUCCUGUCGGUGAAUAUUGGACCGGUUUUAUGAAUCAUGAAGAAGAACUAGAUGGUGAACGAUGAUUGUUUGAACUAUAUAUUAAAUGAGGUGAAAAAUAACAUUAAAUUAAGACAAACACUUUGAAUGUCUCUGAUCAUUUUUAUAAUAAUUCAUUUUUCAAACUGCUGUACAGGUUAUGGCAUUAGAAAUAAACAGCUAUAAACUGCACUGUAAUCGUUUGAAAUAUAUACUAAAUAAGGUGAAAAGUAUUAUAUAUUGAGACCAACAAAAUUUUUGAAAAUCGCUACAUAGGAUCAUUUAAUACAAUAAGUGUUAAAUAGAGGUAUAACACUGUAUGUACCGUGUUUAAAAGUGUGGUUAUUACACCCAGAGUACACACAUCAUCGUCCUCAACCAUUUGUUUCAAGGACUCUUAUCUCAGGCUGAGAAAGUGAUAUAUGAUCAGGCUGGACACAUAAGCACUGCCAGACAUACCAUUAUCCCCGCCUAAUAUGAGUGCGGUUAAUCAAGAUCUCCACUUUAAGGGACCGAUUACGGUCAAAAUGAAUGGGUUGAGCACGGAGGAAGACUCUGGAUCACAACAUGACCAAGUGUGUUGCUUGGUGGACGCCGGGGAGCGAUGCACACAGUCAGCGGGGAAUGCUGCAUACAACAAGCGGAUACAAAAAACAGUAGCACAGAGAAAACUGAGACUCCACAUGGAUUCAACGUCGAGCCACAACUAUAUCUGUGAACACCAUAAAAGCGUCAUCCAGAGCGUCCGAGUCAAGCGUAAAAGACGAGAGUCGGAAGAAGAUUCUGGUGAAUUUGACGGGGACCAUCCUGAGGUGGAGCUAUACAACUUGCAAGUGAACACAUUGAGAAGAUACAAGAGACAUUACAAGAUACCAACCCGCCCAGGUCUGAAUAAAACACAGUUGGUUGAUAUUCUUAUGAAACAUUUUAAGACUGUACCAGUAGCUGAGAAAGAGUGUCUCACAUACUUCAUCUACAUGAUCAAAGCCAACCGAUCCAAAUUCGACCAGAGGAAUGGAUCUAGUAUUGACAUGUGACCUUUGGUGUCUAAACGAGUGCUCUAAGUAGUAAGAUGGACUGGAGAUUUAUUGGAUCAAUCUAGUCCUUUUGAGAAUUUUUACUGCUUAUUGUGACCUGUUACCACAGAGGAAGGAAUGAGCAAUUAAAAAGUCUUCACCAUGGAUAUAUGGCUUUAAGAAUCGGCGCAGAAACUGCUAUUGUUUUACACUUUGAUUUGGCUUUCUAAUUCUCAUGACAAAUACCUAUUUUUGUAAAUAGAGCUUUAGUGAGCCAUUGUUGGAUGUGUAAAAAUAAUUGUGUGUCUUGUUCAGUUGUGACUGGAGAAGAAAUCUGGUCAUGGGUUCAGUUAUUGGUUACUGAUGGCUGAAUCCAGAAAAUGGUACAAUAUUCAAUAUUGUAAAUUACCCAUAAUCUUUAAUUGUAAUUUUAUCAUUAGAAUCAAAACUGCAACUACUGUAGUAUUCCACACAAGUUUGGGGAAGUAUCCUGGUCAUCGUUUAUGUUUGCUUGUGAUGAAUGUGUGUAUAAGUGCUUGUUGCUCUUCAGUGCCCCAGAUUGAACAGCUGUGUUAUGGUCAGUGUUCACUUGAAUCGUCACCAAUUUUGGAUGGCCGGUGAAAUGUGUUCCUAAUUAUAUUUGCCAAUUUAUUCAAACCUUUUUAACAUUGGAAUUUGACAUUUGUCUCCGUGUUUGUGACUGAACUUUUUAUUUUUUUAAGUGCUCAAAUUUCUGGUGCAGUGUUGCUUCAUAUAGAUUUGUAUGAUACAGAAACAAGGUUUAUAAUUAUGAAAUUAUAUGCCUCAUAGGCUUGUUUGUGUAGAUACUUGGAGAGUAAAACUUCUUUAGUUUGAUGUUCUCUAUUUUAAAUUCCAGACGUAACACUUUUUUAAGUUUUGAAUUAUAUAGCAGUAAUGACUGAACACGAUGAAAAGUUUUCAUAUUUUCAUUAUGCUCUUGAUGCAAAAAACAGCUCUACUGUAUAUAUUGUUGUUAUAAAUAACAUUUGAAUGCUAUUUUAUUUAAACUGUUAUAAUAUUGGUAAUUUUAUGAAUAACUCGACACUUCGGUUACUUCAACUUCCCCUUGACUUGAAGCUUGUUGAAUUAAAGAGGUUUUGCUGUGUUGUUAGUUUAAUGUAGCUAGAGUUUAAUGUCAAGCCAAAACGAGACCCCAAGGAUAUCCUCUCCUAGCUUUUAUACUUUCCCAGUACAGUAUUGUAAAGAUCUUGUGAAGAUUGGCCAAUAUUCAUCUUACAGGAACUCAACCUGAACUUAUAUAUAGCUUAUUUUAGAUAGGCAGUUGUACUAAGUGUGACAGUAGUAGUGUUGGUAAACAGAUAAGUGAUGUGCUGAAUGUUCCUCACACACACACACACUCUCACCUCACAGGUACACACAUGUAUAAUAAGAACAUUAUAAUAACUAUGGAUAUUUGUCAUCCAACUCACAACACAUCCCCUUCCCCACCUUAACAUAGGUUGGCUUGAACUGGUGUUGAUCUGAUUCAUAUCAUUCAGUAGAAUGACAAGUCUACUAAAGGGUUGUUCACCAUAGGCAAGUGUGGCUGAUACAGUAGUGUACUGACAGCACAAAUGUAAGUGUGCAAAGAGGAAAUUUAGUCCUCCACUCUUACUGGGAAUCAACCCAUGACCAUUCACUGUUCCAAUGUGACUUAAACAAUCCUUUCAUUUGUGUUUAAGUGCAGUUGUUCUACUCACUUUAGUACUACUACAACAACUCAUCCAUAAACUUUGGAUAUGCCAAACUAAAAACCUUCCUCUUUCUCCUCCUCUUCAUCUUUUAUUCUUCACACCUUGCAACAUAAUUGUCUGCUGACUUUAAACAACAAACAAACUCCCACCAUCCAUAAGCAAUAUUUUCUAUCAUAGAAGAUGUAAAGCAAGAUGAGUUUGAGUAUAGGUCACAGUGGCAGCUGCCUCUUGGUCUCUGUGAGACUGUUGUCUGGUGCUUCUGUCUCUCAAAACUCUGGUAAUAUCUUUCUGGAAUGUCUUUAUUUUAUUGUGAGUGGAUGUAUUGUUUCUUAAAGAUCCUUUUUACAUUCAUGGCUAACACCUUUUCAGACUACUACCUCAACUUAACAGUACUACAGUUGUCAGCCUUUGACAUUUGGUAUUCUACAACUCGGAAAAUAGAUGGUUGAAGAACUAGACUUGUGUGCUAUUCUCAAGUGGAUUUACCAUUCCAAUUUUAACACCAACAUCAAGCCUUUUCAAUGUUGAUCUUUUUUCUACAGUUUCUCACUUUACCAAUACUUGACCAAGUAGUUUAGUGGCUUGAUUUUCAUUUUUUGAACAGCAUAACAAUAAUGAUUACUCUAGAAAUGUUCUUUAUGGUCUUCCUUGUUAUUAUAUAUGAUUAUUAAACAUCUUGGGGCAGUCUUGUGAGAGUAUCUAACAACAGACAGAUGAGCAUUGAUCCUGUAUCUUGAUCAAAUGGGUUAAGAGCAAAAUAUUUUAUAGAGGUUUGCCAAACUGUGUUACAGUCUUAACUAAUUUUCACUAGCUCUUAAUGUUCAGGACAACUUUCAUUAUUACAAAAUCCUCAGAAAGGCUGUGGGUGAUGUGUUGGUGCACUUCACAUACACACCUGGCUGUAUGAAUUACUUAAAUAACACUGCUUAGUUUAUUAGUAUAUGGCAGUGUGGUCCAUUUGGCUGUUCAUGAAGACCAUAGAUAAUACUCAUUGAUAUAUAUAUAUAUAUACACCUGUGAGAGCAUGUACACUUCAGAGCUGUUGAGAAAAUAUGCUACAGUUAACACAAGAGAUUCAUAUAAGUGCAAUAAAGUCUUAUUCAUCCAUUGAUACUGUAACAGCAAUAUGGUUAAACCAAGUCAAACAGUACCAUUCUAUACUUCUGAUACAUCCUAGAGUCUUAGUUAUCUAAAGUUAGAUAUGGUAAUCCUUGUUUUAUACUCCUGUACAUGUACUUGAUCUUUAAUUUUAAUGAAAAUUGAUAGGGGAAUAUUUAAUACAUGUAUACGAUGUUGAUUAUAUGAAAUGUGGUUUAUCAGAUGUGAUGUUUGUGUGCUGAGAACUGGAUGAUGACUGGGACAGAGGGAGUGAUUGAGGGAUUCAUAGUUGGGACAGUAUUAUUUUAGAUCUCUCGUGUGUGUGUAAGAAAAGUUGGUAUUGUCUAUGGACCAAAAAUCAAGGUCAUCCCAACUCUUCUGUACAUGUAGAUUAUCAGUAUAUGUACAUUGCUAAUUUUUAGUUUGUAGACACAUUUAUUGUUUUCUGUAAACACUUAACACUCAGGUGUGUCCCCCAACCCCUCCUUUGUUUUAGUAAUUUUGGGGUCCCAUAGAUCUGGUCGAGAACAAACCAAUUUACAGCGAGCAAAAAAGUGUAGAAACUUUUACCCAUAGCAUCUGUUCUAAAUGUUGUAGAGAGAUGAGUUUGGUACCAUAAUCAUCUUGAAUGAAUUCUCUACAAAUUUUCUCAAUAAAACAAACCAAAACCUUUUAUUUAGACACAAUGUGAUGAUGGCAACAAAAAACAUUCAUACACUCCUAGCACGAAAAACCCAAGCGGCUAAAGAAAAGUUGAUACACUACAGGUGAACAAAAGUCCUGGGAGUGUUACUGUUACCUGUAGAGACACUUAUUGUUACUUGUGGACACUUAUUGUUAUGUAUUGACACUUAUUGUUACCUGUAGACACACUUAUUGUUACCUGUAGACACACUUAUUGUUACCUGUAGACACACUUAUUGUUACCUGUAGACACACUUAUUGUUACCUGUAGACACACUUAUUGUUACCUGUAGACACAUUUAUUGUUACCUGUAGACACUUAUUGUUACCUGUUGACACUUAUGUUACCUGUAGACACACAUACACACACUAUUACUUGUAGAUACACUUAUACAUGCACACAGCUUCUUGUAAACACUACAUACACACAGCUUCUUGUAGACACAAUAUCACAUGUAUUGUACACACAUGGGAGUGAAAAUUAGUAUCAGGCCAACUUAAGAAUCCCUGAAAUAGUCCCUUAAGAGAAAGAGAACUAUUGAAAUGGUUCAGUGUCUGACAAUACACAGUUAAAAGAUGCCACCACCCAUUGUACAGUCAUGGUCCUAAGUCCUGUCACCUCUCCUGCUGCUCCACAAACUCAAGAGAUUCAGACUUGUAAGCCCAAAGCAGUCGACGCCGAGGCAUUAUUCUGUCUGCGGAUGCUUCACACUCACGAGUCUGAAUCUCGGGGUUUGUGAAGCAGCAGGUGACAGGACCUAUGACCGUGACUCUACAUUGAUGUGCAUUAGCCUGUAAAAAGUACGCUGAAAUUUUUUAUAUAAACCUUUAUAGUUUCAAUUGGAUUUCUAAGUCCCUGUACUUGUGAGUGAUAUUAUAUAUGAUGUUAGAGGAGCUAUUUAGACAUAACUUACAAAAUCUGAGUGUAUUUGGUAUAUGAAGAGCUAUUAAGACAUAUAUGACAGAAUCUACAGUAAAUUAAAUCAUUGGGAGUUAUAUUGUGACUAUCUUAUCCAACAUGUCUUCUGCACUGUAAUAUUAGCUCAAUGUUCUACAAGAUAAAACUUUAAUCAGUGACGAGUUAUGCAUAAUUGUCAUACCUAUUAGAUGAUUUGUAUUUCAGUAAUGAUGCAACAGUAACAAAUCAAAUAACUGCAGAUGUAUUGUAUGUUUACCUCAUGUAAGGUACAAUUUGGCAACAAAUAUCAUUUAUAUGUAAAAAAAAUAUGCUUGUGUUAGGUUAGGUAUUUAUUUUACAUUAAAUAUAUAUAUGUACCAGAGACUAUGUUAAUAAUAGAGUUAAACAUU